GUCUGAAAUUCAAACGUAAAUCCUUCAUUAAUGCAGUGGCUCCCAUUUUACUCUAUUGUGUAUAUUUUACUUGAAAAAACAAACACGUAAUUUUUAUCUGGAGUAAUAUAAUGGAGUAAUAUUCGUCUACGCCGUAUAUAGAUAUUUAUAAAUGAUCACUGAUAUCGGCUUGUGUGAAAGAAGCGCCACUUAUAUUAACAUCAAUGCUUAUCCAGCAGUAGCUGAAGGUAACUAAGUGUUGCUAUUUAACGUGCAGUAUCUUUCUGAACCUACUUGUGAGAACGUCAUGACCGUUUAAGCGCCGCGAAGUAGAUUAUUGAAUCUAGUAGCUGUUUUACAUUCAGUUAAUCUGACAAUUGAGCUAAUUAGAACACUGGAAUAAUUACUUUUUACAUAGAUUAAAAAAUAAACUUUAAAAGACAAGUGAAGAUUUUGUGAUAGCGAUUGUCUUGAUUAUUUUACAUACUUUACGUUAAAUCUAAUCAUAUUAUUAUAAAGAUGGCGGGCGCUGCUACAGGAACAAAGAACAAAGUUGCACUUAAACGGCGAUUAGGAUUAUUUAGCGCUGUCAAUAUGAUCCUCGCUGUCAUGAUUGGUUCUGGAAUCUUUGUAUCACCUGCAAAGACCUUAGAAAAAUCAGGGUCCAUUGGAUUCUGUCUAAUCAUAUGGACAUCGUGUGGUCUUUUAUCGUUACUUGGUGCACUGGCUUUCGCGGAACUCAGUGCCGUGGUACCAAGAUCAGGAGCAGAAUAUGCUUACUUCAUAGAAGCUUUUAUGCCUCUACAUCGAUACUUCGGACAGAUUCCGGCUUUCAUAUGUUCCUGGGUAUACGUGAUGGUUCUUCGACCAGCGGAAGUGGCCGUAGUGAUAUUGACAUUCGCAGAGUACAGCGUUCAGCCCUUUUCCGGUUACAUGAAAGACGUACCUGAAGAAUCAGUUUAUCUAGUAAAAAAGUUAAUAAGUAUCCUCGCACUUGGUUCAAUAACGUACAUUAACUUGACAAGUGUGAAGCUUUAUGUAAGAGUGCAAAAUAUUUUCACCAUUUGCAAAGUCGCCGCCUGUAUACUUAUUAUCGUGGGAGGCGUAUGGUGGCUUGGUACCGGAAGAACAGAAUUACUUAAGGACACCUUCAAAGGAACUACAGCGUCUCCUAGGAACAUAGCUCUGGCGUUUUAUAGUGGCUUAUGGGCCUAUGAUGGCUGGACGUCGGCGACUAUUGUAACUGAAGAAGUCAAGAGGCCAGAGGUCAAUAUUCUUCGCAGUAUUCUUAUAGCUGUACCAAUCAUCACCAUCCUCUACGUCGGUAUGAAUCUUAUGUAUAUGUCAGUGUUAACGAUAACGGAAAUAACAAAAGCACCUGCAGUAGGUGUACUAUGGGUUGAAAGGGUAUUUCCGUCCUGGCUAGGUUUUGUUAUUCCUCUUGGCGUAACUCUUUCAACUUUUGGAUGUGGACUCACCGUUCAGUUUGGAGUAUCCAGAUUAUGCUACGUUGCUGGACAGGAAGGGCAUUUACCAAAAGUUUUUAGUUUUGUUCAUAUCCAUAAGCUGACGCCUGCUGUUGCUGUAGCUUUUCAAGGUUUACUCACCCUGAUCUGCAUCCUCCUAGGAGAUAUCGUAGAACUUAUUGAAUUUUCCAGUUUUCUCACUUGGAUAUUCUACGGGAUGGCCAUGAUAGCUCUUAUAAUUUUGAGAAGAACAAAAGCUGAUGCCCAUAGACCAUAUACUGUUCCUCUUGUUAUCCCGUGGUUGGUUUUACUCAUAUCCAUAUUCUUAGCGACGGUUCCUAUUAUUACUGACCCAUCACCUAAAUAUCUAUUUGCUGUAGCCUUCAUCCUUUUUGGUAUUGUAAUUUAUCACUUUUAUGUCCACAAGGAGGCAGAGAACAGUCUAAUGAGAAACUUUACAUACGUCAUGCAAGUCAUGUGUCUGGUCGUUGCACCAGGAAUACACCAAGAAGACUGAUUACAGUUUACAGAAAACACUUCGAUGAGAAUCAGGAUAGUAAUGACUAUUUUUUUAAUACGCAGUUGAAGAUUAAAACAUCGUAUAUCAAUCCUCUUAUUUUUCUACUUGGCUGUAAUAUUAAUUGUACAGCG
This is a messenger RNA of Cephus cinctus (wheat stem sawfly), 2096 nucleotides long. Its product is annotated as b(0,+)-type amino acid transporter 1. Gene Ontology annotation, biological process: amino acid transmembrane transport. The record is from RefSeq and is a predicted model, not a curated record. Gene Ontology annotation, molecular function: L-amino acid transmembrane transporter activity. NCBI's taxonomy places the organism in Eukaryota, Metazoa, Arthropoda, Insecta, Hymenoptera, Cephidae. Gene Ontology annotation, cellular component: membrane. Bases 499 to 1962 code for a protein of 487 amino acids. The transcript is spliced from 4 exons.